Messenger RNA from Penicillium macrosclerotiorum, 4062 nucleotides. It is a transcript of the gene cwh41, whose product is annotated as mannosyl-oligosaccharide glucosidase. Bases 1 to 4062 code for a protein of 1353 amino acids. The record is from RefSeq and is a predicted model, not a curated record. The transcript has 10 exons. Gene Ontology annotation, cellular component: endoplasmic reticulum membrane. Gene Ontology annotation, biological process: oligosaccharide metabolic process; protein N-linked glycosylation. Gene Ontology annotation, molecular function: oxidoreductase activity; Glc3Man9GlcNAc2 oligosaccharide glucosidase activity. Lineage: Eukaryota; Fungi; Ascomycota; Eurotiomycetes; Eurotiales; Aspergillaceae.
AUGCCAUCCGAUCAGGAUCGCCGCGAGAUUGUCGUUAUCGGCGGCGGAAUCAUUGGAUGCUGCUCUGCAUACUUUUUGACGCGCCAUCCCUCUUACGACCCUGUCCGCCAUAAAGUGACCCUUCUUGAAGCCUCCGAUAUUGCUGGCGGAGCAUCUGGCAAAGCGGGCGGGCUUCUAGCGCAAUGGGCUUAUCCAAGCAACAUCGUGGACCUUAGCUUCUCACUCCAUGCAAAAUUGGCAAAAGAACAUGAUGGUAAGACUCGAUGGGGAUAUCGAGAAACAAACUGCGGUCAACUUGUCGUCAAAGGCCGCGCACUCUCCGAGAAGAGUGAAGCGAAAGCGGAGGGCGAAUCUUUGCAGAAGCGUAGCGCAGCUGCAGUUUCUAAGCUCAAGUCAGCCAAAAUCCCCUUGGAUCUGGAUUGGAUUGAGCCCAAUCUCUUGAGAGCUUACGAAAGUAUGGGUGGGCCAGGCGAGACCGCCCAGGUGCACCCGCAUCUAUUUACAAUGUCAAUGGCCAGGCUGGCAGAAGAAAAGGGCGCAGAGAUCAUACUCGGACAAGUUACGGAUAUAUCUCGUCCGAACGAUACUGUCCAGUCAGUGACAUAUACCGACAAAGCUUCUGGCGAGUCACGCACUCUUGCUGCUACCGACGUGAUUGUGGCUGCCGGUCCUUGGACCAAGACCAUUCUCCCAGAAGCUCCCAUUGCCGCAAUGCGUGCACACAGUGUAGUGAUCGAACCUACGAGGCCUGUCAGCGCUUAUGCUCUUUUCACAAACAUAGAAAUCCCUGCCAACUUCAAUCCCGCAAAGAAGUCGCGGCCCACUGUCGCUGCACCGGAGAUCUACGCUCGCCCAGACGAUACCGUUUACGCUUGCGGUGACGGUGACAAGAAUAUUCCAUUACCAAAUACCUCUGCUGAAGUCGAGGUUGAUCAGGAACGUUGCCAGGAGAUCAUUGACCAAGUCGGGAGUAUCUCGGAUGAACUUCGAGAUGGGAAAAUCCGGACGCGACAAGCCUGCUAUCUGCCCAAUUGUGCCCAUGGAGGAGGGCCAUUGAUUGGCCAUACCCAUACAAAGGGUCUUUAUCUUGCCGCUGGCCAUACCUGCUGGGGCAUCCAGAAUGGACCCGGAACCGGAAAGCUCAUGAGUGAGUUUGUCUUUGAUGGACAGGCCAAAAGCGCAAAGAUUGACCCCAACGAUGUCUCCGUCUUGAUCAAAGAGGCCGCGCGCGCCAACAACGAGUCGCUCCUAUGGGGUCCCUACAAGCCAAACCUCUACUUUGGAGUGCGGCCGCGGAUCGCGAACAGUCUGACUGCAGGCUUGAUGUGGGCUAAGGUCGAUGAUUUUGCUACUGCGCAACAGAAUUUUAGACACACCUGCGAGCAAAAUGAAGGCAUGGCGGGAUACGGCUGGGAUCAGUACGAUGUUCGAAAGGGCGGCCGCGAGACAAUCCACGAUGCCGGCAAUAAUCUCGACCUUACAAUUGAUUUCAUUAAGGUGCCUGGUGGUCAGCACGGAGGCAGCUGGGGAUUCCGGGUGAAGGGAGUUCCUCGUGAGGAUGGAAGUCCUGAUCAGCCAAUUUCAAUGGUCUUUUAUACAACUCUUGAAGGCCUGGGCCAAUUGGACGUUGAUGAAACCACUGUGUCAACAAGCUCUCCUAUCGAGGGUGAUAUGAGAUUCAAUGGCUACUCUUCUGAGCUUGGAGACUUCACCAUUGAUGUAAAAUCUGGCCCGGAUAGCAAUGAGUACUUUAAGCAUGAUCAUUCUAGCUAUGAGGAGAAGCCCCUGGGCCAGGGUCUUGUGUCGAGUGCGACCAUGCCACAGCAACAUCUUUGGCAAGCCAAAGGAAUUUUAUUCACUCAGAUGAAGAGCGAAGUCGAAAAAACGAUCAAAGAAUUUGGAACAGAUGACCCCCCACCCCCAGCACAGCUAUUUACCAUCAAGCACGCUCCUGGAAGUGGCAAUGUUCAUCUUGUCCAAAAGAUUUUCACUGGUGCCUUUGAGUUCGAUGUUCUAUUCUCUUCCGGCUCCGCUCCGGAGCCUCUGACCUCGGAAAUGAUCACCAAAGAGCUUGAUGAUGCUCUACUGUCAUUUUCUGCAAGAUUCAAUGAGGUGCUUGCCCCGAAAGCCCCCUUUGAUUCAGCGGAGUAUUCGGAAUUUUCCAAAGCUAUGCUUUCCAACCUGAUUGGAGGCAUUGGAUACUUCCACGGCGAUGACGUCGUUGAUCGAUCGGCUUCUCCUGCUUAUGAUGAGGAGAAUGAAGGCUUUUGGGAGGAGACUGCAGAGGCUCGCGCGGCGGCUCAACCAGUCUUUGAGGGACCCAAGGACCUUUUCACAUGUGUUCCCUCUCGUCCUUUCUUCCCUAGAGGCUUCCUUUGGGAUGAAGGCUUUCACCUGAUGCCCGUUAUGGAAUAUGAUUCUGACCUUGCGCUUGAGAUAAUCAAGAGUUGGUUCCAUUUGAUGGAUGAAGAUGGGUGGAUUGCCCGUGAACAAAUAUUGGGACAAGAAGCUCGUAGCAAAGUUCCACCGGAGUUUACUGUUCAGUACCCUCAUUAUGCUAACCCGCCCACCCUGUUCAUGGCACUUGAAGCAUUCAUGGACAAGGCAAAGAGCAACAAGAGCAUUCAAUCGGAUACACUGGAUAAUGGUGAUGUGGCCGAAGCCCUGCGCUCCGCUACUCUCAAGAACCCCGAACUUUCGGAUGCCUACCUCCGCUCAUUCUACCCUCUGAUGAAGAAGCAUUAUUUUUGGUACCGCAGCACCCAGCGUGGCGAUAUCAAGUCGUACGAUCGUGAGGCCUUCUCUACUAAGGAAGCUUAUCGCUGGCGUGGACGCUCUGUCCAGCAUGUUCUGACUUCGGGUCUCGAUGACUAUCCCAGAGCCCAGCCGCCACACCCAGGUGAGCUGCAUGUGGACCUCAUUAGUUGGAUGGGUAUGAUGACCCGCACAAUGCGGCGUAUUGCGCAAGCCCUGGGUGAGGAAGAAGAUGCUGAGGAGUUCGCGUACUACGAGACUGCCAUUUCACGCAACAUUGAUGACCUACAUUGGGAUGAAACCGCGCAGACAUUCUGUGACGCAACAAUAGAUGCGUUCGAGGAAAGUGUGCACGUCUGCCACAAGGGCUAUAUCUCAAUCUUCCCUUUCCUAACUGGCAUGUUGAGCCCUGACAGUCCUCGCCUUAAGGCUAUUUUGGACCUGAUCAGUGACCCCGAGGAGCUAUGGAGCGAUUAUGGUAUUCGCAGCCUCAGCAAGAAGGACGAGUUUUAUGGCACCGAAGAGAACUAUUGGCGAAGCCCGGUUUGGAUGCCAAUCAACUACUUGGUGUUGAAGAAUCUUCACGAUAUCGCUACCGUCGGCGGUCCCCAUCAGGAACAAGCUAGAAACAUGUACUCCGAUCUGCGAGAGAAUUUGGUCAAGAUCGUGUUUCGGGAAUGGAAGAAAACAGGGUUUGCCUGGGAGCAGUAUAAUCCCGAAACGGGCAAUGGACAACGCAAUCAGCACUUUACCGGCUGGACCAGUAUGGUGGUGAACAUGAUGUCUAUGCCUGAUCUACACAAGGACGCAAAAACUGCCCACGAUGAGCUAUGUAAUGGAACUAAAUCAGUGGGUAUAAAUUUGCUUCUUAACGCCGGAGGUCAUGUUCCUGUCGAUCUCUACGGCGCUGAAGAUCACGUCGACGUUCUGCCGGAGAAUAGCUGCGCUCAACUCGUCGUAGUCGGUGAUCGUUAUCAUGGUGAUCACGAUCUCGGGAGCGCGACUUGGAUCGCUUCCGUCGACCCCGGUCACGAGACCGGUGUCGAUGGCUGCGGUGACGGUGAUCUCGAUCCCCAUUUUGGUCAUUAUGGUGUCCGUGGUACCUGCGAUCUCGGUCUCGUCCUCGAUCCUCACUGCGAUCACUUCGUUUCUCCCGGCGUGGGCUACGGCUGCGAUCACGCCGAUGUCUGCGACUUCUUCGGGUCUCUGAGUCUUUUGCCCGAGCCAUAUCUUCUCUUAUCUCCUUUGUCUUGUCACCACCCCCGAGAGGAGUCAGAUUCGCAUUUGCGUCGGCUUUCGGUGGUAUAG